AUGGCUGCAGCAAGUGCCAAAGGAGAAAAAUUGCCUAUGUUCGUGAUCGGAAAGUCGAAGAGUCCGCGAUGUUUUAAGAAUAUCAAGCAUCUUCCUACCCAGUAUACAUCGCAAAACAAGAGCUGGAUGAGCAGCGAAAUCUUCGAAGAGUGGGUACGUAAAGUCGACCGAAAAUUCCGGGUGGAUGGUCGAAAAAUUGCUCUCAUUAUCGACAACUGCCCUGCUCAUCCAACGUUGUCCAAUUUGACCAACGUGCAGCUUGUCUUUCUGCCACCAAAUACGACGUCUAUCUUGCAACCAAUGGACCAAGGUGUCAUUCGCAGCCUCAAAGCGUAUAAUCGCGGAAAGGUUGUACGUCUGAUUUCCAGAGCUCUCGAAGAAAAAAGCCUUGUCCAAAGAUAUCAGUUCUGCAAGGAAUGA
Molecule: messenger RNA, 420 nt
Organism: Penaeus monodon (black tiger shrimp)
Lineage: Eukaryota; Metazoa; Arthropoda; Malacostraca; Decapoda; Penaeidae
Product: tigger transposable element-derived protein 4-like
Exons: 1
Coding region: 1-420 (139 amino acids)
Cellular component (GO): nucleus
Molecular function (GO): DNA binding
Source: RefSeq, a predicted model, not a curated record